Aspergillus wentii DTO 134E9 is the source of this 639-nucleotide messenger RNA. RefSeq lists its product as uncharacterized. The transcript is spliced from 3 exons. The record is from RefSeq and is a predicted model, not a curated record. NCBI's taxonomy places the organism in Eukaryota, Fungi, Ascomycota, Eurotiomycetes, Eurotiales, Aspergillaceae. Bases 1 to 639 code for a protein of 212 amino acids.
AUGGACGAUCCAGUACUGGAAGUUCCGACUGUUAUCAGUCUGCUCACGCAGUCGCCACCUUCGUUACAACAGAAGACCAUCGAGAAAUUCUUUACACCAUCAGCUAGCUUUGCGCAUCCUUUCUGUCGUGUAUGGAGCUUCCGUGGGAGCCGAUGGGCACUCAUCAAGAUUUACCAAUGGUACAAGAUUAUGUCGCCUAGGAUUGAGCUUCAGGUGCACUCGGUUGCAUAUGAUGAAAAGAACCUCAAGCUCUACGUGAACCUAUCCCAGAUCUUCUCUAUCUGGGUAGUUCCCUUCCACGUUGCUCCAGUAAAUCUCACCACUGUCUUAACUCUCACCACCGACCCCGGUAAUGACGACAAGCACUUGACAAACGGAGAGCAAAAGCUCUACUACAUCUCUCACCAAGAGGACCUAUAUCAGACAUCAGAGUUUAUCAAGUUCCUCCUCCCACAUGUGGGACACUUAUUCGUGUUGAUUUUCCAUGUUUUUGCGACCUUCUUCUGCAUCCUGGGCGUUGCCGCUCUCUGGCCCCUGAUGUGGCUGGAGGAGAAGCGCUAUGUGCCGGGUCAGUUGCUCAAGGGUGGAAAUAUUGCAUCUAAUAUGGCAAAGAAGAUUCCGGAAAUUAAGGAUGCAUGA